Messenger RNA from Microtus ochrogaster (prairie vole), 4926 nucleotides. It is a transcript of the gene Rbm26, whose product is annotated as RNA binding motif protein 26. The record is from RefSeq and is a predicted model, not a curated record. Gene Ontology annotation, molecular function: RNA binding; metal ion binding. Gene Ontology annotation, cellular component: nucleus. Bases 34 to 3099 code for a protein of 1021 amino acids. NCBI's taxonomy places the organism in Eukaryota, Metazoa, Chordata, Mammalia, Rodentia, Cricetidae. The transcript has 24 exons.
GCCAUGAAGUAAGUGGGCACUUCCUGUUUUGCCAUGUGGUCUCACCAUGAUGUGCUAUCCUGCCAUAGGACAAAAAGCCUCUUUUGCAAUUGUGUGGGCCCCACUUUAAGCUGUGAUGCCGAUCCAUCAGCCCUAGCAAAAUAUGUUUUGGCUCUGGUAAAGAAAGACAAAAGUGAAAAGGAAUUAAAAGCAUUAUGUAUUGAUCAGCUUGAUGUAUUUCUUCAGAAAGAGACACAGAUAUUUGUGGAGAAGCUUUUUGAUGCUGUGAAUACAAAGAGUUACCUACCUCCUCCAGAGCAACCAUCGUCAGGAAGCCUGAAGGUAGAUUUUCUUCAGCACCAAGAAAAAGAUAUAAAAAAAGAAGAGCUCACAAAGGAGGAAGAACGAGAGAAGAAGUUUUCCAGAAGGCUGAAUCAUAGUCCUCCCCAGUCAAGCUCCCGCUACAGAGACAACAGAAGCCGCGAUGAGAGGAAAAAAGACGAUCGUUCUCGCAAAAGAGAUUAUGAUCGAAAUCCUCCUCGAAGAGAUUCAUAUAGAGACCGAUAUAACAGAAGGCGAGGGAGAAGUCGCAGUUACAGCAGGAGUCGCAGCCGAAGUUGGAGUAAAGAGCGGCUUCGUGACCGGGAUAGAGAUAGAAGCAGGACGAGGAGCAGAAGCCGGACACGAAGCCGGGAAAGGGAUCUGGUGAAACCUAAAUAUGACCUGGACAGAACAGAUCCAUUAGAAAAUAAUUAUACACCAGUCUCUUCAGUAUCUAAUAUUUCAUCUGGCCACUAUCCUGUGCCUACUUUGAGCAGCACCAUUACUGUGAUUGCUCCCACUCAUCAUGGUAAUAACACCACCGAAAGCUGGUCUGAAUUUCAUGAAGACCAGGUGGAUCACAACUCUUAUGUGAGGCCACCAAUGCCUAAGAAACGGUGUAGAGAUUAUGAUGAAAAGGGGUUUUGUAUGAGAGGAGACAUGUGUCCUUUUGAUCAUGGAAGUGAUCCAGUAGUGGUAGAAGAUGUGAACCUGCCUGGGAUGCUGCCUUUUCCAGCGCAGCCACCUGUUGUUGAAGGACCACCUCCUCCUGGACUGCCUCCACCUCCUCCAAUUCUUACACCCCCACCUGUGAAUCUCAGACCCCCAGUGCCACCACCAGGUCCAUUACCACCCAGUCUGCCACCUGUCACAGAUGAUAUUUCUUAUUCUUUGGUUUUGACAGGACCACCUCCUCCACUCCCUCCUUUACAGCCAUCUGGCAUGGAUGCUCCACCCAACUCUGCAACCAGCUCUGUCCCCACUGUAGUAACAACCGGCAUUCAUCACCAGCCGCCUCCUGCUCCACCCUCUCUCUUUACUGCAGUUUUUGUGUUACCAGAUACAUAUGAUACAGAUGGCUACAAUCCUGAAGCACCAAGCAUAACAAACACUUCCAGACCUAUGUAUAGACACAGAGUGCAUGCGCAAAGGCCUAACUUGAUAGGACUAACAUCAGGGGAUAUGGAUUUGCCACCCAGAGAAAAGCCUCCUAAUAAAAGCAGUAUGAGGAUAGUAGUGGAUUCAGAAUCAAGGAAAAGAACCAUUGGGUCUGGAGAACCUGGAGUUUCUACAAAGAAGACGUGGUUUGAUAAACCUAAUUUUAAUAGGACAAACAGCCCAGGUUUCCAGAAGAAGGUUCAGUUUGGAAAUGAAAAUACUAAACUUGAACUUAGGAAAGUUCCUCCGGAAUUAAAUAAUAUCAGCAAACUUAAUGAACAUUUUAGUAGAUUUGGAACAUUGGUUAACUUACAGGUUGCCUAUAAUGGUGAUCCUGAAGGUGCCCUUAUCCAAUUUGCAACAUAUGAAGAGGCAAAGAAAGCAAUCUCAAGUACAGAAGCAGUAUUAAAUAACCGCUUUAUUAAGGUUUAUUGGCACAGAGAAGGAACUACUCAGCAGUUACAGACCACUUCACCAAAGCCGUUAGUUCAGCAGCCCAUUUUACCUGUUGUGAAACAAUCUGUCAAAGAGCGGUUGGGUCCUGUACCAUCAGUUACUGUUGAACCAGCAGAAGCUCAGAGUGCUACUUCAGACCUUCCCCAGAAUGUAACUAAGUUAUCUGUGAAGGACAGGUUGGGUUUUGUAUCAAAGCCAUCUGUUUCAGCAACUGAAAAGGUGUUGUCUACAUCUACUGGCCUUACAAAAACGGUGUAUAAUCCAGCUGCUUUGAAGGCUGCACAGAAAACUUUACUAGUUUCUACCCCUGCAGUUGAUAGUAAUGAAGCACAGAAAAAGAAACAGGAGGCACUGAAACUUCAGCAGGAUGUAAGAAAAAGGAAGCAAGAAAUUUUAGAAAAGCACAUUGAAACACAGAAGAUGCUAAUUUCAAAACUAGAGAAAAACAAAACAAUGAAGUCUGAAGAUAAAGCAGAAAUAAUGAAAACAUUAGAGGUUUUGACAAAAAAUAUUACCAAGUUGAAAGAUGAAGUCAAAGCUACAUCUCCUGGACGCUGUCUUCCAAAAAGUAUAAAAACGAAGACUCAGAUGCAGAAAGAAUUGCUUGACACAGAAUUGGAUUUAUAUAAGAAGAUGCAGGCUGGAGAAGAAGUCACAGAACUAAGGAGGAAGUAUACAGAAUUACAGUUGGAGGCUGCUAAAAGAGGAAUCCUUUCAUCUGGCCGAGGUAGAGGAAUUCAUCCAAGAGGUCGCGGUGCAGCUCAUGGCCGGGGCCGGGGCAGAGGUCGAGGACGAGGUGUUCCUGGACAUGCUGUGGUGGAUCACCGGCCCAGAGCCUUGGAGAUUUCCGCAUUCACAGAGAGUGACAGAGAAGAUCUUCUUCCUCAUUUUGCGCAAUAUGGGGAAAUUGAGGAUUGUCAGAUUGACGACUCAUCACUUCAUGCGAUAAUUACAUUCAAGACAAGAGCAGAAGCAGAAGCUGCUGCAAUUCAUGGAGCUCGUUUCAAAGGGCAGGAUUUAAAACUGGCGUGGAAUAAACCAAUAACCAAUAUUUCAGCUGUGGAAACGGAAGAAGUUGAACCUGAUGAAGAGGAAUUUCAGGAAGAGUCUUUGGUGGAUGACUCAUUACUUCAAGAUGAUGAUGAAGAAGAAGAGGACAAUGAAUCUCGUUCUUGGAGAAGAUGAUUUGACUGAUCACUGAUCUGCAUAUGCUAGGACUCUACCUGUGUUUCAUUAGUAUUAUCUAAUGUACUUUUACAUGUUUGUAAAAACAAUUUUUGGUAAAAUAUGAUGAAGAUGGAUUUCACAAAUAGAUAAAAGAGAAGAAAACUACCUUCUGAUCUUGUAUUUUAAAAGAUUGAUGUUUGCAUUUUAUUUCAGUAAACAAUUGCUAAAGACAUCACAAUAGAACAUAUGCAAUGUUUUUAUUACAUAAUUCUAUUGAACAUUACAGAAUUCUUUGGGUUAUUUGUAAAUUAAUGAAUAGAUUUGAAUACUUAUGACCCAGUUCUUGUCAUAACAUAGAGGAUUUUGUUUUACUCCAAAUAAGGAAUGAGUUUGCAUUUAAAACCUUAAUGAAUGUUUUCAAAAAUGAAUAGAUGACAUAGUACUCUAACUAAAGUCUCCAAGUUAUGUAUUCAUAAUAUUACAUAGUAGUAUGCUUAGGCUUUACUAUGUAUUAGCCGUUUGUUGGAUUUGUGUAUGUAUUUUAUCACAUGGGUGUUAAUGAUAAUGGUGUAUGACUGCUUUACAUAUGAGUCCUUAUGCAUCUGGAUGCUAAAAAUAAAGUGGAAUGGUCUUUUAAAAGAAAAAAGAAAAGAAAAAAAAGCAAUGAAAAAAAAAAUCCAUGACAAUGUUCCUUGAUUUAAAAAAAAAAAGAAAAAGUAAAAAAAAAAAAAGAAAAAAGAAAAAAAAGAAAAAAAGAGAAAAUGAAACAGACCAUUCCAGAUGAUGAUCUGCCUUCCCCAGACUAUCAAAAGGAUCUAUAAUCAUUAAAUAAUAAUGGGUACUGGUACCUUUAUAAUGAUGUACAAUCCAAUGUCUAAAAUUGAUACCACUUCAGUUUGGUUUGAUCAUAUACAUUUUCAACAGAUGUCUUAAAAUUUAAAAGCAGGCUGAUUAGUUUGGAACCAGACUUCAAGUAGCGCUAACAUUUGGUGACUAAGACAACUUCAUAUUACAUUUUGGAUGUAUGAAAGAGAACUUGCCCAUUUGAAGAUGUAUGAAUAAAGAAUGUACUAUAGAUACCACUUUAGGAAAACACUGUUUGUAGUCGUGAAAGAUGCCAAAUUGGCAGAGGCUCACGUUUCUUCUCUUUACACCAAACAGCAGAGAGAGAACAUCACUGCCUGAAUUUAGCUUUGUGACGACAUGAGCAAGCCCUGUCCUGUCCCGUCCUGUUGAAGAUGACUGUUAAUAUCAUCAUCAUGUCAUUUGGGUUUGCCCUUUCCAAUCUGAAUAGAUGUUUAUGUUUACAUGUACUGUGAUGACCAUUUUACCUUUACAGUUCUGUACAAGCACAUCUCGGUCCAGAGGUGUAUCAAAUAUGUGAUAUUUCUGACCUUAUUCAUAAAUGUUUUCUUUCUUUAUUUUAUAGCAGUUUAAUUUGUAAAAGACCUUAGGAAGGAACGAGGCCUUUUAGUUUCCUUACGAAAUAUAGUACAUCUCAGCCAAACUGAGAAUUGUGUCUGGUAAAUAUAAAGCCAUGAAAGCAUUAACUGAACAGUUUAGAAUGAAGAAAAUGAAUUAAAAAGGUAAACAUAAGUUUGGCUUUAAUUUUUCUUAUUUUUGAGAUGUAUUUAUUGAAUUAGGAUUGCCACUAAAAUAAUUUUGAGACAACUAUAAAGUACUUUUUACACAUUGUAAUUAAUUUGUCUGUUAUUGUGAGUGUAUAAAUUGAUGUGAUUGCUAGGACCACUUCAGUGAACUUUUGUUGUUGUUCUACUCUUCAAAAACAAGGAAAAUAAUUUUAUUUCUUUUCAAGUAAUAAAUAAUGACCUAUGUGUUUUAAAA